UGAAAUGCCACUCACACCUCCCAGCCUCCGGUUCACCCGAAAUACCACAGGGUCACGUUUCCGCCGCUUCACUGCGGUCGUACUACAUGAACUUUACAGAGUACGCACGUAGGGUAAGCGAGAAAGGUCGCAUAAGCACGGCGCAUGCGACCGUGGGACGGGAUGAGGCGGGACGGGAUUAGGACGGAAUGGGCCAGCUCGGGUGCCCCUUCGUGAUCCCGAGCCUCCCGGGAGAGCAGGACGAAUACAGUCGCUGACUGCAUUGCUCAGCAAAAGGUCGUCUCACAUGCUGUUACUGUACAUGCGCAGGACACUGUUGCCCCUCUUGCCAGUGUCUUUCUCUCAUCUGCGGCGGGAGCUGGGCGGAGCGGCCGGAGUUCGAUUCCAUGGGCCUGGCUUGCGCCGUUUGCCUUUCCUGACGGACAUGAAAGGAGUCAGACAUAGAUGCGUAAAUGGCUGCAUGCCGGCGCAGUUUGGUUGCACUGAGGCGGCGGACGGUUUACCUUCACUGACGAGGCUGACGGCAUGUUGAUAUAAUUACAAAGCGCGACCAGAUGUAACCAAGCCCUGGUGGUUGCAGUUGAAGCGAAACGGGAAACAAAAGCGACGAAGACCAAAGACGAAGUGUGAAGUGCCGUCUCCUCGCCCGCAGUCAUCCUGCUCCUGCUCCUCCUUCCUUGCGCAUGCCCUGGCAUCCAUCCCAAUCGCGAUGCUCUGCCCAGAAAAUGUCGGGACUAGGAAUGUUCAGGGAGUGCUGAGAUCAGGCUCGUUAUCCAGGCGGCCCGCCGGCGGGGAUACACUACAGCACGCGGCACUAAUGCACGUUUAAAGGGGAGAACUUUUCGGACGGAUUCCCAGGACCGUAGCCCU
Molecule: messenger RNA, 870 nt
Organism: Canariomyces notabilis
Lineage: Eukaryota; Fungi; Ascomycota; Sordariomycetes; Sordariales; Chaetomiaceae
Exons: 1
Coding region: 287-532 (81 amino acids)
Source: RefSeq, a predicted model, not a curated record